AUGGCAGCAUCAAUCUCAGGCAUUUACACCUCUUCCCCCUCUCUCAAAAAAUUCUCAAACCAAUCUCCACCGUUGACCCAUCCUCUCCGCAAAGAUCACGUCUCCUUCCCCGCGCGCCGCGCAGAUCGCACCCUCAGCCUCGCGUCGCCCGGCGCGUUGGCUCGGGAGGUUUCCCAUGGGGCGGCGGUGGCGGCGAAGGGUCUGGAGAAAGAUCCGCGUGCGCUGUGGCGGAGGUACGUGGAUUGGCUGUACCAGCAUAAAGAACUGGGUCUCUACUUGGACGUGAGUCGGGUCGGGUUCACGGACGAGUACGUUGCGGAAAUGGAGCCCCGUUUUGAAGCGGCGUUUAAGGCAAUGGAUGAGUUGGAGAAGGGUGCGAUCGCGAAUCCCGAUGAGGGUCGCAUGGUGGGACACUAUUGGCUGAGGGACCCUAAGCGCGCGCCCAGCUCAUUCCUUAAGACGCAGAUUGAGAACACUCUGGAUGCUAUUUCCAAGUUCGCUAACGACGUCGUUAGUGGUAAGAUAAAGCCUCCUUCGUCCCCGGAAGGUCGAUUUACUCAAAUACUGUCAGUGGGGAUUGGAGGUUCUGCUCUAGGACCACAGUUUGUUGCAGAGGCAUUGGCUCCUGAUAAUCCUCCGCUCAAGAUAAGAUUUGUUGACAACACGGAUCCUGCUGGAAUUGAUCAUCAGAUUGCGCAGCUUGGGCCUGAGCUAGCUUCAACACUUGUGAUUGUGAUUUCAAAGAGUGGAGGUACCCCAGAGACUAGAAAUGGUUUGUUGGAAGUGCAGAAGGCCUUUCGUGAAGCAGGCUUGGAUUUUCCGAAACAGGGUGUUGCUAUAACACAAGAAAAUUCUUUGUUGGAUAACACUGCCAGAAUUGAAGGCUGGUUAGCUAGAUUUCCUAUGUUUGAUUGGGUAGGAGGUAGAACGUCAGAGAUGUCUGCAGUUGGCCUGCUUCCAGCAGCUCUUCAGGGCAUUGAUAUCAGAGAAAUGCUUGCUGGUGCAUCAUUGAUGGAUGAGGCAAAUAGAAGUACUGCGUUAAGGAAUAACCCUGCAGCUCUGCUGGCUUUAUGUUGGUAUUGGGCUACAGAUGGUGUAGGAUCCAAGGAUAUGGUUAUUCUUCCAUACAAGGACAGCCUGUUAUUAUUCAGUAGAUACUUGCAGCAGCUGGUCAUGGAAUCUCUAGGCAAGGAGUUUGACUUGGAUGGUAAUCGGGUUAAUCAAGGAAUUAGUGUCUAUGGAAAUAAAGGAAGCACAGAUCAACACGCCUACAUCCAACAAUUGAGGGAGGGUGUACACAAUUUCUUUGUGACAUUCAUUGAGGUGCUACGUGAUAGACCCCCAGGUCAUGAUUGGGAACUUGAACCUGGUGUCACUUGUGGUGACUACUUGUUCGGUAUGCUACAGGGAACAAGGUCAGCUCUGUAUGCUAAUGACAGGGAGUCCAUCACAGUUUCUGUACAAGAAGUGACAUCAAGAACAGUUGGUGCUCUUAUUGCCCUCUAUGAACGAGCAGUUGGAAUUUAUGCCUCCCUUGUCAACAUAAAUGCUUAUCAUCAACCUGGUGUGGAAGCUGGUAAGAAAGCGGCUGGUGAAGUACUGGCACUUCAGAAGCGAGUGUUGGCAGUGCUAAAUGAAGCAAGCUGUAAAGAUCCCAUUGAACCAUUGACACUUGAAGAAGUAGCUGACCGUUGCCAUGCUCCUGAAGAUAUUGAAAUGAUUUACAAGAUUAUCGCGCACAUGGCCGCCAAUGACAGAGCACUAAUUGCCGAAGGCAGCUGUGGAUCGCCUCGUAGCAUCAAGGUUUUUCUUGGGGAAUGUAACAUUGAUGAAUCUUCCAAUGUUGAAUCUCCACCAUUAUCGGAAGUGGAGAUUUCUGUUAAGACAUUUUUGAAAGUGUUGAGUUUUGUUGUUCUGAAUUGGAACUACGUGUAA
Sphenostylis stenocarpa is the source of this 1935-nucleotide messenger RNA. The record is from the annotation of a GenBank genome assembly. NCBI's taxonomy places the organism in Eukaryota, Viridiplantae, Streptophyta, Magnoliopsida, Fabales, Fabaceae.